AUGAUGCCUUAACGAAAUUUGUUAUCCUCUAAAUGACAGCUUCACUUGUAGAAUAUAUGUAUGCGUAUAUUAAGUAUUUUCACUAUCCAAUAUAUUGCAAAAUAAUAAAAACAAAAAAUGUAAGUUACCAACAUAGUAUUUUAUUUCAAAGUAUGUAGGUUCAUAGGCCAUUCUUUGUUCAACUAAUAAGAUUAAUAGAGUUAUAUUUUAAUCUUCUUUAUUUGGCAACACCUUGCUACGUGGAGUUUGGAAUAUAAUACUUGCAGCAAGGUUACGCUCUACAUCGAAGAUUUUUCAAAAUCUCCUCACUAAAACCACAUUACAACAAACUUUCACAAACGAAGAUAUAUACCGUAACUCCUAAAACUAACACGUCGCAUCGAAAGACAAACACUAUAUAGCAAGCUUUCACGCAGCCCUUGCUAACCUACCCCUCGAAAAGAAAUGGACGUCCACUACAACCAUGCGAGUCCAACCACAUGUUUGCCCUCAUUGUCGGGCGAGUUUCCAGCUCAGGGCACUGCUCAAGCGGCACAUGCAGUUUACCUGCAAGAUGAAUCCCCGUGCCGCUGUUUUCCAGUGCGAUCUUUGUAGUUAUAAAAGCAUGUACAAGGCCAACGUCGAACGACACGUGCGCAACGUACAUGAUCGUGGCAGCGUCAAGUUCCGAUGCGAUCUCUGCAACUUCCGUAGUAAAUAUAGAUCUUGCGUCAGACGACACAUGAAGACCUUUCACGAACAGAACUACGCCGCUAUGCCUGAGGCUGAUACUGAAUAAUUGAGUUCCUGCUUUGUCUGAGAUUCGAAUUGAUAAAGUAUUUCGAAUGAUCAAAUUUCUUACAAUUUUUGUCGAACUUGAAAUCUUUAUUUCUUGAGUUUUCAAGAAUGACGAGCUUUAAGAAUAGCUCAAGUUAUAGAUUUAUCACUUUGACUGAUUGAUACAGCGUGACUUAUUUUUCAUGAGAUUAAUUUAUACGCUGUUAUUUAACGUGAAGUUAUAUUAUUGUUAGGCAGAUAUUUAACAUAAGUACUCGUUAUAGGUUAAAAUUAAUAAUUAUUCGUAAGGAAUAAAUCGUUUUCAAUUGCUAGUUUUUUCUACAAUGAAAUCAGAAAAAAAACUGUAUAGAGGCCAGAUUUAGAGCAGCAACUAAUAACUAUAGUAUUUUUUGUUCCAUCAAUAAAAUGUUAUAAAUAUCUGAGAUAUUUGUAGUUGAAAGAUACGUUAUAAAACGUACGUUCGAUAGAGAAAGCGUAGCUUUAAUAAAUAGACUUCAUCGAAAAGUAUUGUUUACAUGAUGUUUGUAGAGUUGACAAAAUCAUAUUUCAUAUUGGAAAUUAAUUACGCUGUUACUUAUUAUCACAAGAUGUAAUUGUAGUCAGAAAAAUGAAAAUUUAUCACAUUCGGUUGUGUUGGUACAAGCACUGCACUUCGUUAUUUUAUUCCCAUGAUGUAAUUAAUGAUUCCUUUCAUAGAAUUAAAAUAAUAUGCUUCCGUGAUAGAUAGUAAUACAUCUUGUUGCAUAAAUAUUUUUUAGAAUGUCUGUUUUCUAUUGUAAAUAUAGUUAGUAAUUUAAGUCAUUUUUUUUUCAAUAAAAUUAAAUAAAACAUUUGCUAAACCAU
Nasonia vitripennis (jewel wasp) is the source of this 1620-nucleotide messenger RNA. RefSeq names its product zinc finger X-chromosomal protein-like. Lineage: Eukaryota; Metazoa; Arthropoda; Insecta; Hymenoptera; Pteromalidae. The transcript has 2 exons. Bases 464 to 778 code for a protein of 104 amino acids. The record is from RefSeq and is a predicted model, not a curated record.